GUAAAUAAUAAAUGCUCUCAAGCGCUCUCUUCUCUCUUCUCUCUUUGCUUCUUUGACAACAGACUGUGUUCAUUGCUUGUGGGGUCUUCUCUCUCUCUAUUUCUCUGUGAAGACGAAGAAGAAAGACAGCUGUUUCUAAAAGGUUUCCACUUUGUUUUUCUGUUUAUCUUCUUCUUCUUCUCUCAACCCAAGUUUUUUUUUUUUUUGGGUGUGUCCAAAUUUGUUCUUCUUUGUUCUGUUUCUCGGACUUUCUCAUUAGUGGGAAAAAGACAGAAUCUCAAAAUAAAGACUUCAUUUGUCCAAAGUCCAAAGCUUUUUGAAAGAGACCAUAAGAGACAGAGCCUUGUGAUCUCUCUCUCUCUCUUUUGGGGGCUCGAGGAAGAAGGGAGUAAAUAAUGAAGAGAAGGGCUGAAUUUGAGAUGGGUUUGUUCGUGGUUCUUCUUCUUCAAUCCAUGCUUCUCUUCUCUCUAUGUUCAUCUGAGAAACCUGAGGAGUUCUUACCUGAGAUAUCACCAGAUACUUCCCCUCAACCGUUUCUUCCUUUCAUUGCACCUUCUCCAAUGGUUCCAUACAUAAACAGUACCAUGCCCAAACUAUCAGGGCUUUGCUCGCUUAAUUUCACUGCUUCCGAGAGUUUGAUUCAGACAACUUCACACAACUGUUGGACUGUGUUUGCUCCUUUGUUAGCCAAUGUGAUGUGUUGUCCUCAGCUAGAUGCUACACUCACCAUAAUCCUUGGUAAAGCGAGCAAAGAAACCGGUCUUCUUGCUCUAAAUAGAACCCAGUCUAAGUACUGUAUAUCUGAUUUAGAGCAAAUCUUGGUGGGCAAAGGCGGUUCAAGUCAGCUUAAUAAGAUCUGUUCUGUUCACUCGUCGAAUCUCACCUCUUCUUCUUGCCCUGUAAUCAGUGUUGAUGACUUUGAAAGCACGGUAGAUACAGCAAAACUUCUUUUGGCUUGUGAAAAAAUCGAUCCUGUGAAAGAAUGUUGCGAAGAGGUUUGCCAAAAUGCGAUACUCGAUGCUGCUACGAAUAUAUCUCUUAAAGCAUCUGAACCUUUAACGGAUAACUCGGAUAGGAUUAAUGAUUGCAAGAGCAUAGUACACCGCUGGCUCGCUACUAAAAUUGACCCUUCUCGGACUAAGGAAACUCUCAGAGGAUUAGCAAACUGCAAAAUCAAUAAAGUUUGUCCUCUUGUCUUUCCUCACAUGAGGCAUAUUGGCGGUAACUGCAGUAACGAGUUGAUUAAUCAAACGGGUUGUUGUCGUGCAAUGGAGAGUUAUGUGUCUCACUUGCAAAAGCAAACACUUAUGACCAAUUUGCAAGCUUUAGAUUGUGCAACCAGCCUUGGGACUAAACUACAGAAGCUUAACAUAACUAAAAAUAUAUUCACCGUUUGUCAUAUCAGUCUCAAGGACUUCUCUCUUCAAGUUGGAAACCAAGAAUCUGGUUGUUUGUUACCAAGCUUACCAUCUGAUGCGAUAUAUGAUCAAGACACUGGUAUAAGCUUUACCUGUGACCUUAAUGACAACAUUCCUGCUCCGUGGCCUUCAUCUUCUCAAUCCUCAGCCUCUACCUGUAAAAAACCUGUUAGAAUCCCGGCUCUUCCGGCUGCUGCAUCCUCCCAACCCCGUCUCUAUGAUGAGGGAGUGAAACGUUUGGUGAUCUCUGUAAUGGUUCUUGUGAUGUUUCUGUCAUAGUACCAGAACCAAACCGGAUCGAGUCCUAUAUCAGACCGGUUCACUAGUCAAUAGCUGUUCUUUUGUAUAUCAAACCGGUACAGUCACUGCGGAAGUCGUAUGUUGACAUGAUCGGUUCAAGUGUUUGGGUUGUUGAGGUAUAAGUUUCGGAAGUUUUUAUCUUUUUAUUGAUUCAUGAUUCUUGAAAAAAACCUUUUUAAUGUAAAGAGAAAGGACGUGUAGGGUUUAUCGUAAGCUUUCUAUAUAUUUAUUUUCCCUACAUUGUAAUUUUCAUUUAGUUAUAGACUUGAAUAAUUUGUUUACUAAAUUCA
Molecule: messenger RNA, 2008 nt
Organism: Camelina sativa (false flax)
Lineage: Eukaryota; Viridiplantae; Streptophyta; Magnoliopsida; Brassicales; Brassicaceae
Product: putative GPI-anchored protein At1g61900
Cellular component (GO): plasma membrane
Source: RefSeq, a predicted model, not a curated record